AUUCCAGGGAAUAAAAAUGAGAAGAGAAGUGCAAAGGAGGAUAGGACUGAUAGAAGUUCAAGAUCAAAUCGCAGUCCUAACGUAUCUGAGGGACACGUUCAAGUUUAUAGAUAGAACCAAGAUAUGCACAGUUGGAAAGGGCUAUGGAGGUUUCGUUGCAACUAUGAUGCUGUUGCAGGAUUUCCACCAGGUCAUCAAUUGUACCAUCAGUAUCUCGCCUAUUACCAACUGGAGAUUCUUCAAUUCCUACUUCACCGAGAAAUACCUUGGCUUUCCAUCGAAACAUCUCCAGGAAUACGACAACGCCGAUUUGACCUUAAAGGCGGUGAACCUGAACGAUCGCCAUUUCUUAUUGAUUCACGGAACAGCUGACACCGUCGUUACUCCGCAGCACUCUAUGAUGUUGGCAAAGGCUCUUAUCGAGCAGGACAUCCUCUUCCAGCAGUUGGACUACCCUGACGAGGAUCACAAUUUCCAGAAAAAGGCGCUGUUGCACAUGUACAAGGAAAUCGACUCAUUUUUCAAUGAUUCUUUCGGUCCCAUUUAUGACGAUUGGGAUUCAGACGAUGAAACGAGCUUCUUCAUUUGAAUUUUGCAAGCCAAUCAGUAGGUAUCUUUCCAUACAAAAGCUGGGAUAAGAAAUAAUAAUGUGAUGUUAUUUACACGGUCAUACUGGUAAUAGUGUGAAAUCAUGGCAUGAAAAGAUAUUGUGCUCUACAAGAAUGUUCAGUGUUAUCAGUUUUUCAAAUUAAAUCCUGAUACAGAAAAAGCGCUUUAUUGACAUUAUUCUCUAAAUUAUUUCAUUUGUUUGCUGAUAUUUCAUAGGAGCAAUUUGGUGUUGGAAGGUUGCUUUCUAUUACAUUCUAAACAUCCUUAGGACUUGAUGUGAUACUGGUCGCUCAGUAACUGUAAAUCAUGUAAGACUCAGUCUCAGUGUGCCUCCAUAUUGCGAGCCUAGCGCGGUUGCGACGACGGGCGCGAAAUAUCAAACAUUAUGAAACGCGCCUUUGCGUCCAUAGUGUAGUGACUGAGGCGGAAGAUUAGGGCGACAGGACGUAGUUUUCAAACGUCCCUGUUCCGCGCUUUCUGACCACACUACGGGCCUAAUCAACAAGC
This is a messenger RNA of Acanthoscelides obtectus, 1116 nucleotides long. The record is from the annotation of a GenBank genome assembly. Lineage: Eukaryota; Metazoa; Arthropoda; Insecta; Coleoptera; Chrysomelidae.